This is a messenger RNA of Dentiscutata erythropus, 214 nucleotides long. NCBI's taxonomy places the organism in Eukaryota, Fungi, Glomeromycota, Glomeromycetes, Diversisporales, Gigasporaceae. The record is from the annotation of a GenBank genome assembly.
AUGCCUCCUGCGUAUAGUGAUGACUUGAAAUGGCGUAUAGUUUUUUUAUAUUAUGAUAAUUAUUCAAUAUUGCAAAUUACGAAUCUUCUUUAUAUUAGUAAAGGUUUGGUAAAGAAAGUGUUACGAUUAUAUAAAAAAUGGGGAACCGUAACAAAUCCAUGGAAACAAAUACCUGGACAACAUAAAAUUUUUAAUCGAAGUGACAUGAAUGUGG